CUCAGGGUUGGUGAUUGGCUAUUCUAUGACUCCGCCCACCCUUGACAGCCCCAAAGAAGACCUUGUGAUCCACGCAGAUGAAACACUGACCAUUACAUGCAGGGGUCAGCGUACUCUGUCCUGGGUGUGGCCUGAGACGACCCUGGUGGGAGAGGAGCUGACUGAUCGUCAGGCCGGCCCAGGCCCAGCAGAGCCCCAGGGAGAGAGGCCGAGACUGGGUCUGGAACCCUGUUUGUACCCCUGGGGCUGGAGUUGUGGGAGACCACCCCGUGGCCGGGGAGGAGGCUGGUACCCCUGGGGCUGGAGUUGUGGGAGACCACCCGUGGCCGGGGAGGAGCUGGUACGCCUGCUUCUGUCCCUGUCCAGAGAAGGGAUCAGCAUCCUGGAGUGUCCAGGGGAGCCUGGAAGGCCUUAUUGCAAGACCCUGGUCCUCACUGGAGCUAAAAGGAAUUAACGGGUUACUACCGCUGUUACUACAGAGAUGUCAAAGCUGUCAUCGACGGGACCACGGCUGUUGCAGUAUAUGUGUUUG
Messenger RNA from Salvelinus sp. IW2-2015, 532 nucleotides. RefSeq names its product vascular endothelial growth factor receptor 3. Lineage: Eukaryota; Metazoa; Chordata; Actinopteri; Salmoniformes; Salmonidae. The record is from RefSeq and is a predicted model, not a curated record.